GCGCCCUCUCGUCGCCGCCCCCCGAGCGGUUCCGGGCCAUGGGCGGGACAGACCGACGCGCAGGUCCCACAGCCAGGUCAUUCUUCACAUCCCUGAGUGUGAGAUGGGGACCAUCCCUUGUCCCAGGGGCCUCAUGCUGACAAAGGGUUGCUUUGUCGUGUAGGCUUCCGAGCGCAGGCUACACGCCGGACACUCAAAUCCAGACAGAAAAACCCUCCCCUACCGGAGCAGGCAUGACUGACCCAGAUGAAGAACUAGAGGUCCAGAGAGGCUGACUGUGUGCCCCUGAGGUGACCCAGCCUGGAGUCUGUGAGCUGACCUGUGGUGUGAGCAGAGCUGGGUGGGCAGCCUGUGGGGACAGGUGCAGGCCUUGCGGCCAUGAAGCUCAACGAACGCAGCCUGGCCUUCUACGCGACCUGCGAUGCUCCGGUGGACAAUGCGGGCUUCCUGCACAAGCGCGGCGGCCGUGGGGCCGGCUCACACCGGCGCUGGUUUGUGCUUCGCGGCAACAUGCUCUUCUACUUCGAGGCGGAAGGUAGCCGCGAGCCGCUGGGCGUCAUCCUGCUGGAGGGCUGCACGGUGGAGCUGGUGGAUGCCCGGGAGGAGUUCGCCUUCGCCGUGCGCUUUGCGGGUGGCCGGUCCCGGCCUUACGUGCUGGCAGCCGACAGCCAGGCAGCCCUGGAGGGCUGGGUGAAGGCCCUGUCUCGGGCCAGCUUCCACUACCUGCGCUUGGUGGUGCGCGAGCUGGAGCAGCAGCUGGCAGCCAUGCGCGAGGGAAGCCCGGCCAAUGCCUUACCCGCCAACCCUAGCCCGGUUUUGAACCCGAGACCCAAGGAGAACGGCCGGGCAGUGUGGAGCGCUCUGCCUGAGCAACCCACUGUAGCCCCCCAGCGGCCGCCGCUGCCACCCCGCCGCAGGGCCUCCGCGACCAACGGGCCCUUGGCAUCCUUCGCCCAGCUGCAUGAGCGGUAUGGACUAGAGGUGCAGGCCCUCAGGAACCAGUGGCGCGGAGGCCAGGCAGGCCUAGCUGGCCUAGCUACCAUGGAGGUCCCCUGGCAUCCUGGUUCUGGUGAGACUCUCAACCCGGACCAGCCCCAAGACAACUACUGACUGUGAGGGAUGUCUGAGUACCAAGGCCCUUAAAAUGGCUCAGAUGCUAGCCAGGCUCCCAGGGGACACAGGACAUAUGACUGGGGAGUCUGGGCCCCUGGGGUCAGAGGCACUUACUUCUGAGAAGAAUCUGGGACCUGAACCUGAAGGUGCUUCUCGAGCCCAAGGAGCUGGUUUCUAGAGAACUCUGCCCCAGGGCAGCCUGUGUGUCCUUGACAGCCCUGAAGCUGGCCACAGGCCGGUGGGGCCCAGGCCUCACCAGGAUCUAAGGCUUGAAGCUGGUGGCUGCUGUCUGGGCUGUUGUGGGCCUAAAGCAGCAGGUAGAAGGUGGGGCUUGAACUGGUUAGAUCCCCAAGGCUCCUCCUGGCCUGGAACCAGCUCCGGCAGGACUUUGCCCAGCUUUGCAGGCGGGCCUCACAUCUCUGCUUGACAACUCUCACCUGACCUUGGUGCUGGGCUGUGACCCAGCUUCCUCACAGGUUUACCUGUGAUUCCAGGCCUGCAGGGGGGAGAGUCCAGGCAUUGUCCCUGGCCUCUGCAGGUGACCAGUGGGCCUCUGUGCUGGCCUCCUUCUCACUCACCACAGUGCUGGCUGUCUUCCAGAGUGCUGGGCAGGACAACCAGCCCCACCUGGGUCUUGUUUACAGUCCUUCUCUGCCCCGCCCUGGGGACUGGAGGACACUGUCACUCCAAUUGCUGCAUCCUAUGGACAGAUUUUACCCUGGUCCCUCUCUCUUCUCUGUUGUGGAAGGCCCUGUGCUUCUGUCUGUCUCCAGGGCCUCUUGGCUCCCUGCUGGCUCAGGGGGCCAGGGCUUGGUGGUGGGUCUUUCUUCCAUUAGUGAAGUUAAGUAGUCCGUUCUCAUCCUGGCCACGUUUGUUACUGUUGGCUGGCUGGGAGGGGUGGCAUUGUCCCUAGGGAGCCAGGCCCUAGCAGGAGACACACAGGCGCCUGACUUGGCCCUUACCUCACCCUCUGUCUCCUGAGCUCAGCUCUGCAGAGGUGGCGCCUCUAGGGACUUGGUCUCUGUCUCCUCAACUCUCCCACUGUGGGCUCAGGGCUUUCUGGAGUGGCCCAGCUGGAGGGCUGAGGUGUAGACUCUAGUCCCAGAUGGCUUUACAGACUACAGGUACGAGGCAGGAGAUGGGGGGCAAGGGCAGAGAUGUCCCUUUCCCCAAAGCACAAGAUGAAGUCCAGCUGAUUCUGGGGCUGAGAGACUAAUCAGCCAUGGACAGGGUACGAGGGCCAAAAUAAAAGCUGGGCGAGUAA
Arvicanthis niloticus (Nile rat) is the source of this 2377-nucleotide messenger RNA. Lineage: Eukaryota; Metazoa; Chordata; Mammalia; Rodentia; Muridae. The record is from RefSeq and is a predicted model, not a curated record.